This is a messenger RNA of Prorocentrum cordatum, 1544 nucleotides long. The record is from the annotation of a GenBank genome assembly. NCBI's taxonomy places the organism in Eukaryota, Dinophyceae, Prorocentrales, Prorocentraceae.
GCAGGCGAGACGAGCUGGACCUCCCAGCUGGGCGUCGGGGUCGUCGCCUACCUGCUGCUGGAGGCGCUGAAGGCGGCGCUGCGGCUGGCGGGCGCCGCGGUGCAGGCGCGCUGGCCCCGGCGGCGCGCGGAGCUGACUCGGGGGCCCCCGCCGUGGCUUGAGGGCCCCGAGGCGCCGGACUUCGCGAAGCGCGCGGCGGAGCAGGCGAGGGCCAGCCGCAGCCGCAGCCAGUGCCAGGCCGCCGGGCCCGUGCUCUGGCAUGAGAGGCUCACGAUUGGCGAGCGCGGUGCCCCCAGCUAUAUCGCGACGCCAGACUUCGACGACUACGACGAGCCCAACGUUCCAGGGCCCGACGUCGCGGAGGUGGUGCGCCUGGCCGGGCAGGGAGGCAAUCCUCUGGCCCUGGCGGCCGGGCACGUGCACCGCUUCAGGCGCCUCCCGGCGGCCGCGGAGGCCUGGGGCGCCGUGGGGCGAGCAGUGGCCGCGGGCUACCCGCCUUCGCCCGUGGGGCCGCUGUUGCUGGACCUGGCUGCUGGCAACGUCCUCGGGCUGGCCGCCGGGCAGCGCCCGCUUGCCAACCCCGCGGCCGGUGCGGCGCCGGGCGACGCAGCGCCGGCGGGCCAGGCGGGCGCGCCAGGCGCGCCAGCGGCCCCGGGCGCGCUGGUGGCGGCGCCGGCCGCGGCUGCGCCUGUCGCGGCGGGGGCUGCAGGAGGAGGCCUCGCCGGGCUCGUGGCGGCUCUGGGCGGGCCCGCUGCUGGGGCGGGGGCGGCGGCAGCGGCAGGCGCGCCGGCGGCUGCAGGUGCCUUGGCUGCGCCCGCGGCCGCGCUGCCCGCGGCGGCGCCCGCCGCGGACGCAGCGCCCGCCGCCGCCGGAGCCGCGGCCGGAGCGGCGCCCGCGGCGCCGGCCGUGGUCGGCGUGGGGCCUGCCGCCCUCGACGCUCCUGACCUGCGCGUGCUGGCGGCCGCCCGCGACGGGCGCGGGCAGCGGUUCUUGGACUUCCGCGAGGGCGUGCUGGCGCAGUCCGAGCGCGCGCGGGCCGACUUCCCAGUUCGCGGGCCUCGGACCACGCACUGGGCAUUGCAGAGCAUCCAGCGGCGCGGCGGCUCACCGCUCGCGCGCCACUCGCGCUGGAGGACCGAGAUGGGGUUGGAUCCAGAUGAUGCUGGAGUCGAGGUGCACCUGUCGUGCAGCCGCCUCUUGGAGACCAUGAUCUCGCGCGACCAGCUCAACGCCUGUGACUUGGCGUGCGGUGAGCUCAUCGCGAGGGCGCUCCAGGUGCAAGAAGAGCGCUACCGCGCCCGCAGCGCCUCGGCCGAGCCUGAGAACAUCAAUCGUAAUCUCAUGAUGGGGACCGCCGAGGUGCGAGGCGACGUCUGCGUGGCCCCCGCAUUGCAGCAGCAUGUGUCGGCAGAGCUGGCCCGCGAGGUGGCGGUGCAGAAGGAGCUGCGGAAGGCGCGCGAGGAGCGCCAGCUGGCGUCAGGUGCGUCGGGCAGCCACGACAGGGACAAGGACAAGAAGGGCAGGAAAGGCACAAAGGGCGAGGG